GCUCCCCAGGUGCGUCGGGUUGGCCUUCAGGUUUUUUACGCCACCUUCGCUAUAACCCGGCCAGGGGAGACGGAGGGAGAGGCCUCCACGCGCGCGCCCCUCUUCCCCUUUGAAUGCUGGCGGGCAAAGCGGCAGCCUCGCCUAAAGCCCCUCUGUCGGCGGCGGCGGCGGCUCCUCCUCAGCUCAGCGGAGCGGAAGGCAAGCGCUGCAAAGAGCGGCCUCAAGACCGGCCCGCCUCUCCGCCGCCCAGACGACCGACUCCCAUGGCCCUCUCUGAGGCCCAGGCCUGCGGGAGGCGGCUGCUGCUGUGGUCGCCACCGAGGGUCAUCCUCUUCGGAGACUCCAUCACUGAGUUUUCCUUCCAAGAAAAUGGAUGGGGAGCCUCACUUGCUCACUGCUUGGCUAGAAAAUGUGAUGUUCUGAAUCGUGGACUCUCUGGCUAUAACACAAGGUGGGCAAAAAUUGCUCUGCCAAGAUUGAUCAGCAAAGAUUCUGAUGCUAAGAACACUGUUGCUGUAACUGUCUUCUUUGGAGCCAAUGAUGGUGCUUUAAAAGAUGUGAACCCUAAACAGCAUGUGCCACUGGAUGAGUACGCUGACAAUUUGAAAAAUAUGAUACAAUACCUAAAGUCUGUGGACAUUACAGAGGAUAAAGUAAUUUUGGUGACGCCACCACCCCUGCAUGAAGCAGCUUGGGAAAAAGAGUGCAUUGCCAAAGGUGAAAAAUUAAACCGCCUCAACUCUACCACAGGAGAAUAUGCCAAGGCAUGUGUUAAAGUAGCCAGUGAGUGUGGCACUUCCAUCAUUGAUCUGUGGACACUUAUGCAAAAAAAUAACCAGGACUUUGGCUGCUACCUCUCCGAUGGACUUCAUUUAUCAGCAGAAGGAAACAAUUUUCUAGCAAACCAGCUUUGGUCACUCCUGGAACAAAGAACAUCGGCACUCCCUGUAAUGCUUCCCUACUGGCGUGAUGUAGAUCAUCUCAACCCUGAAGCUAGCCUUCAGGGGAAUCUUCACGAUUUAUAAAAGUUAUAAAACAGUGGCUGCUGGAGAGAAAACAGCAGGCAAUCAUGGUAAUAUACCUUUGAUUAGAUCACACCUCUACAGAAGGUGCCUUUAUUACAAAGAGAAGUCAGCUUGCACACAACGCUUUUAAGGAGAGGUAUAAAAAUCACUUUAUUACAUUGUAUUGGGAGUUCACUUCUCACACAAAAUUUUACUGCUAAGUAAGAAAUCUAAAAUCAGACUAUAGAUACAAAUACCAAAAGGGCACAAGUUCAAGUAUUAGUGUAACAAAUAUCCAUGAAAAAGACAGAUUUGUCACAGGUUUGGUUGAUCAGAUAUGAAAAAAUACAAGUCUUUCAUAACUGAGGAUUAUUUUUUUAUACUUUGUUGGCUUUUGAUGCAGCUAUUAAAUGUGUACAUUUUACACAUAUUAAUGUA
This is a messenger RNA of Podarcis raffonei (Aeolian wall lizard), 1442 nucleotides long. RefSeq names its product isoamyl acetate hydrolyzing esterase 1 (putative) (gene IAH1). The transcript is spliced from 7 exons. The record is from RefSeq and is a predicted model, not a curated record. Lineage: Eukaryota; Metazoa; Chordata; Lepidosauria; Squamata; Lacertidae. The coding region runs from base 114 to 1025 and encodes 303 amino acids. Gene Ontology annotation, molecular function: hydrolase activity, acting on ester bonds.